Meloidogyne enterolobii is the source of this 783-nucleotide messenger RNA. The record is from the annotation of a GenBank genome assembly. Lineage: Eukaryota; Metazoa; Nematoda; Chromadorea; Rhabditida; Meloidogynidae.
AAUGAAUUUUUAUCGUUAUUCCGUCACCGGUUUUGAUGACCUCCAAUUAAUGUUACGUCAAUUAGAUUCUCGUUUGAAACAGAGUUCGCAUCCUGACAGACCUUUACCUUCCCAUAUUAUUUUUGUUUAUUUUACUGAUUCGAAAUUAUCUGACGGCUCUAAUUGGUGUGAGGACUCUGCUAAGGCAGACCCUAUAGUUUGGCUAGCUUUGGAUAAAUUGGAAGAAAAAUUAAAAAAUGAGGAGUUAAAUAGUUCCAAUUCAAUUAAUAAUGUGCCUAUACAUUGGGUUAAUUGUCAAGUUGGUGCUCGUGAUUACUGGUAUAAUCCAAAUAAUCCGUUUCGACGUGAUCCUCAACUUCGUCUACACCAAAUUCCAGCAUUAUUAGCCAUGUUUAAAAAGGGCGGAGAAUGGGCAGAUUGGGGGAAUACUGAAGAUGUUAGUCAAAUUUAUGAAAAAGAGGAAUAUUUUGGUGAUUUAAAAGCUAUACAAGUUGUGAUUGAUGAUUUUUUACAUUUGGCUAGUAGAUUUGCUAAUUAAUUAAUUUAAAAAAAUCGAAAAAUAAAUUUUAAAAAUGUUUUAGGCCUCAUUUUAAGUCAUUUCCACUCUCUGGGUACCAUAACCCUCCCAAUAGCAACCAACCCUUCCUUCAUAUUUUCCUUUGAUAAAAACGAGCCUUAAGCUAAAACCUUUAUUUAAGCAUAAUACACAUAAGCGAGGAUUUUCUUUUAAAAAUUCCUUUCCUUUGUUAAAAACCAGAAAAUUUUAUUUUUAUUUGAACAAAA